Procambarus clarkii (red swamp crayfish) is the source of this 767-nucleotide messenger RNA. RefSeq names its product fatty acid binding protein 1-B.1. The record is from RefSeq and is a predicted model, not a curated record. Gene Ontology annotation, molecular function: lipid binding. Lineage: Eukaryota; Metazoa; Arthropoda; Malacostraca; Decapoda; Cambaridae.
GGGUCCGGGAGAGUACAUAAGGGCGGCGAGGCGGGCCCCGGGCCUCAGUCACCCGUCACCCCUCCGUCACAACACCGUCUCCUACACCACCGCCAUGUCCGUCGCCGGCACUUACGUCCUCACAUCAAACGAGAAUUAUUUGGAAUGGCUGACCGCCCUGGGUGUUCCGGCGGAGAGAGUGACCAGGAUGGUGGCCGUGAAGCCCAAGGUGGUGGUGAGCGUGACCGGGUCAGAGGUGGUGGUGAAGACGGAGGCCGGGGACAAGAGCUUCACCAACACCAUCAAUCUGGGCAAGGACUCCAAGGCUGAACUUCCUGGCGGCAUCGAAUAUGUUGUGAACUUGUCGUUGUCCGGGUCCAAGCUGGAGGGCACCUGGAACUUGGGAGACAAGUCUGGCACCGCUCUGGUCGAGUUUACUGCCUCUGGUGCCACACAGACGGUAGUUCUUGGUGACAUCACAGCCAAGAGGGUGUACAGUCGCCAGUAAUGAUGUCACAGCCAAGAGGGUGUACACUGUCAACAACACUAGUGUCCACGCCCACCACCAGGUGUCCUGUGUGUGUCCACGCCCACCACCAGGUGUCCUGUGUGUGUCCACGCCCACCACCAGGUGUCCUGUGUGUGUCCACGCCCACGAGGACCCGAGGAGCCUGCAGGGAACCAAGUCACAAACACUAAUGUCAUCGUGUAUCUCCUCUUCUACUUAUACCAUUCUAAAAUAGCUUUUAAUUAUAAAUAUAAAAUGAUAUAUUAAAAUAUUUACUAAA